[Torrubiella] hemipterigena is the source of this 2094-nucleotide messenger RNA. NCBI's taxonomy places the organism in Eukaryota, Fungi, Ascomycota, Sordariomycetes, Hypocreales, Clavicipitaceae. The record is from the annotation of a GenBank genome assembly.
CCUGCACAUCACUUCGCUAAGCCAGCUCACCAACCAACGAUCGGGUCCGCGAGCUAGUAGAAUGAUUCCAUCAUGCGCCCACUCAUCGAAGGCGAGCUUCCCAUAGUUGGCGACGCAUCAUCAUCAUCUUCGUCGGAACACUCGUCUGCCUCCCCGCCCGACCAUCUCGCCGACAACCCUGUGCGGGGUAAUGGAACAGCUCGCAGGACGAAGAAAUGGGCACCCAAGACAAAGACUGGUUGUAUAACAUGUCGCAUCCGCAGAGUAAAGUGCGAUGAAGUGCGACCCGCCUGCACUCGCUGCACCUCGACAGGUCGCAAAUGCGAUGGCUAUGCCGUCCAACCGCCGCAGCCCCCGAACCAGCAUCAACAUCAACAACUGGUCGCGCGAAACGACCUCCGAAUCCUGCGUCCGGCGGCGACUGCGUGUCCAAGCAGCGUCCGUGCAACCGCUCAGGACAUGCAGAUGUUCUACAUGUUUCGCAUGGACACAGCUCGCAAUGUAGCCGGCUCCUUUGAUCAGUCGCUCUGGACAAAGGAUAUCCUGCGUGCUGCUGGCCAAUACCCCGCCGUGUGGUAUGCCAACUUAGCCCUGGCUGCCAUUCACAGAUGGAAGAUUAUGAGUGAUAGCGAUUCCCUUCAUCCCGCCUCCAAUCAAUACCUAGUAGCCUCGAUACACCACUACCAGACGGCCAUCCGUCACUUGCAGAACAUUACUCGAAAGCCAACCAUUGAUUACACAGACAAGGAGACCAUGUUGAUAUCCGAGAUCCUUUUUAUCGGCUUCAACUCGCUCAGUGGCCAUUUGAAAGAAGCAACUGUCCAUGCCAACACCGCAGUCCAGCUGUUUAGCAGAUGGCAGUUUUGGAAACCUGACAGCGAGUCACAAACAACCCCUUCAAACGCUGUGCUUCGCAAGCAAUCACUCGUCAUGUUGGUGACCAACUUUGAAGUCCAAUUUGUCAACAGAUUGGGUCAUAUCCCCCAACCACGAUGGCAAGAUGGCGAGCUUCCCACUGUCUGCUCCGAUGCUCCGUUCAAGACUAUAGACGACGCGUAUGCAGAGUGGAUGCCGCUCUAUGCAGGUAUCAUUGUUUCUGGGCGAGAUGUUGGCGAACUACCUACCGAUACCAUGAUGCCAGUCCCAGACACGUUUUGGUUCUACAAAAAAGAGACUUUGGCUUGGGCCAACAAGUUUCAAAAAUUCCGACAAUCAAUCAUCUUGACCAAUGAAAACGACAAAAACAGAGCCAAGCUACUGGAAUUAUACGCUUUUGCGAUGCGCGCUUGUAUCAACAGUGAUAUCACCGAGGGCAUAUAUCUCUUUGACAGACACACUGAUACAUUCAAUGCCGUUCUCAAGACCCUGGAGGAAAUGCAGCAAUCUCGCCUUACCUACGGAAACGCCCCGUUUACAAGGACGAAUUUCUCCUUUUCCAUAUCUGUCUGCGAGCUGUUUUGGUGGAUCACCAUAAGUUGUCGCCAACACGACUUUCGAGUCCGCGCCAUCGCCCUCCUCCGCGAAUGGCCUGUUUGCGAUGGACUGUGGGACAGUCGCCUCGUCGCAUCCGUACUGGAAGCAUGCAUGAACAUUGAGGAUGAAGGCGGACUCGCGCAGUUACAUAUGACGCCACCAAGACGGUGUCGGUGUACAUAUAGGUCCUUUAUUUGCGGAGAACACCGACUUCGCACGAAAUGGGUACAAUUCGUCCGUGAUGGUGAGGCACUGCUGCACUUUUCCACAGUAAAGGACACCAUGGAAGGGCGACCAACACAAACCAUGCAAAUAUUCUACUAAAAUGUACUAUAUCUAAUGGAAAUUAUAUUUUGCUCUCUGAGGAUUUCCUAAUCUCGGAAUUUCUAUGGCGUUGUGUAAUGUGGUCAGUCCAGCAGACCGAUGGCAAAACAUCACAACACAGUACCUCUCACACGAGAGCAUUGUUUCUGCUUAAAGCUCAACCUAUAGUAUCAAGCUCGGUUAGCAUAUUUAUUUUGCUUUCAAGUAUUUGGGGGAAGAUACGUACACAAAGACCCAGCACACAACCGAGCGAGGUGGCAGCUUCGCAGCAGUCAGAGUUGGUCAGGCAGCUUCCAA